AUGGCUAUGGCUCAGAUGUAUCUCUCCGCGGGACCUAUGGUCCCAGACCCCGAACCGCUCUCAUUCUGGGGAAGCAAGAACAGACAGAAAAAGAAGGCAGCUUUGCGUGCCAGUGACACGCAGCAGACAUCGAAUACCACCAUCCCACAUCGCCGUGGACAUCAUGAUGUCCAGGCUGUCCCCACAUCGCCGCCCACGGAGCAACCCAGUUCCAUCAGGGCCUUAGCGCGCAUGCACGGUCGAAGUCGCUCAUCGCGACGGGCAUCGCCGCCUCCACCUUCAAACCGCGAGCCGUCUCCGGCACCUCCGUUGCCUGCGUACGCAUUGCCUUCACCUCCAUCAGGCGUGCCAGUGGCCCAUGCCAGGGAUGAUAAUGGUGAUGAGGCUCGUCAGACGACGUCAAAACAGCCAUCCGCGAUAGAGAGUUGGCGACGCGCCGUAGUAACAGCUUGA
Messenger RNA from Peniophora sp. CBMAI 1063, 453 nucleotides. Lineage: Eukaryota; Fungi; Basidiomycota; Agaricomycetes; Russulales; Peniophoraceae. The record is from the annotation of a GenBank genome assembly.